AUUAUCCAGGCAGAAGCAAUUAGGCAUCGUUCGGCUUACUGUACUUCUAUCUUCAGCGUUCGAAGCAUAAGCUUUUGGGAAACUCUCUGCGCCUCUUUCAUUUUCUUCAAUAUACGGUUUCUUCCAUCUCCCUGAAACGCUCUCUUUUUUCUCUCACAAAUCAAGGCUUCCUCAAAAUUUCUAUCAAAAUCUGGAAGCAUGAACCUUAAUGUUGAAACUUGGAAUUGCAAGCCAGUGAGCUUAAUAGGCUCAGUUUGAGGAAUUUAUGGAUGUUGAUUGGGAGAUUCUUAAGUCCUUUACCAUUAGCUUGAUGCAGAUUGUGUAAAAGGAAGCACCGAUAAUGGAGUUUGCCUGAGGUGUUAUAUCUUUUUCAAGAGUUGACAGUUGCACUUUUGCAGAGGUUUUGUUUGUCUUCAGGGAAGAUAUUUCUUGUGAUCCAUUGGAGGAUUUCCAAACAUAUAUUCCUUUAUUGUUUAUCUAUCAUUGCUAUACUAUAUGGACUGAGGUGCACAUUUCAUGGGAGGUGUGGAGGAUGAUGAACCAGCCUCAAAACGCAUGAAAUUAGCUUCUGGAGAGUUGAGAGGUCUUUCCAACGGUUCUUCUUUAGCAGAGACAACUGUUGAGUCUUCAAGGGACUUGAUGGCUCGGCCCCUACAAUCUGAAGGGGACGAAGAGGUUGUGGGCUCAAAAGGAGUUAUUAAAAGAGUUGAAUUUGUCAGAAUAAUAGCCAAGGCAUUAUAUUCUCUUGGAUAUAAGAAGAGCAGUGCUCAUCUAGAGGAAGAGUCAGGCAUCCCUUUACAGUCAUCUGCAGUAAAUUUAUUUAUGCAGCAAAUUCUUGAUGGCAGUUGGGAUGAAAGUGUAGCUACUUUGCAUGACAUUGGUCUAAAAGAUGAAGACAUUGUUAAGUCAGCCUCUUUUCUGAUAUUGGAACAGAAAUUUUUUGAGCUUUUGGAUGGGGAGAGAAUCAUGGAUGCUUUAAAGACAUUGAGGACUGAGAUUGCUCCUCUUUGUGUCAAUAAUGGUAGAAUCCGUGAGCUUUCUUCCUGUAUUGUUUCUCCUUCAUUGUGUGCUUCAGUUGGGUCUUCUAAUCAAGAUAAUGCAAAGAUGAAGUCUCGGUCAAAGCUGCUGGAGGAAUUGCAAAAAUUGCUCCCACCAACAGUUAUAAUACCUGAAAGGAGGUUGGAAUAUUUAGUUGAACAGGCUCUUACCUUGCAAAGAGAUGCUUGCAUAUUUCACAACUCCAUGGACAAAGAAAUGUCAUUGUAUACAGAUCAUCACUGUGGAAGAGAUCAGAUUCCAUCUCGAACUUUGCAGAUAUUAGAGGCACAUUCUGAUGAAGUGUGGUUCUUACAAUUUUCACACAAUGGGAAAUACUUAGCUUCAUCGUCCAGUGAUCAAUCAGCAAUCAUAUGGGAGGUUGAUACAAAUGGAGUUUCUUUAAAGCAUCGAUUAUGUGGUCAUCAAAAACAUGUAUCCUCUGUUUCCUGGAGUCCUGAUGACCAUCAGCUUCUCACUUGUGGGAUGGAGGAGGCUAUAAGGCGCUGGGAUGUUUCUUCUGGUGAAUGCCUCCAUGUCUAUGACAAAGCUGGUCUUGGCCUCAUUUCCUGUGGAUGGUUUCCAAAUGGGAAAUGGAUAUUAUCUGGCAUUAAUGAUAAGAGUAUCUGCAUGUGGGAUUUGAAUGGAAAAGAGCUAGAGUGUUGGAAAGGGCAACGGACUAUGAAGAUAUCUGAUUUAGAAAUAACAAGUGAUGGGAAGCAGAUCUUAAGCAUGUGCAGAGAAACUGCCAUCCUAUUACAUGAUAGGGAAGCAAAAAUUGAGAGAGUGAUUGAGGAGGAUCAAACAAUAACUUCAUUCUCAUUAUCGAGAGAUGAUAGGUUCUUGCUGGUUAAUCUUCUGAACCAGGAAAUCCACCUUUGGAACAUAGAAGGUGGCAUCAAGCUUGUAGCCAAAUAUAAAGGUCACAAACGUGCCCGCUUUGUUAUUAGGUCUUGUUUUGGGGGACUGGAACAGGCUUUUAUUGCCAGUGGCAGUGAAGACUCACAGGUAUAUAUAUGGCACAGAGGGUCCAGAGAGCUCAUAGAGGCAUUGCCUGGUCAUUCUGGGGCUGUUAAUUGUGUGAGCUGGAAUCCAAAAAAUCCACAUAUCCUGGCAUCAGCUAGCGACGAUCAUACAAUUCGAAUAUGGGGCUUGAAUAGUCUACAAAUGAAACACAAGGGUGCUCACAGUCACGGCAAUGGCAUCCACUACUGCAAUGGGAGAACUUGAAACGAAACUGAGAGCAUAAAAUCUGAAGAUAAAUUCUUCUUGACCAUUGCUAUUGUGUAUACACUGUUUUCAUUGCCGGAAGACAAUUCAUUCCAAACAAAAAUAUGAAUCAUGCAGCAACUUUCUUAUAAUAAAUUUACUAUCAUUUUUAACA
This is a messenger RNA of Hevea brasiliensis (rubber tree), 2419 nucleotides long. Its product is annotated as WD repeat-containing protein 26 homolog. The record is from RefSeq and is a predicted model, not a curated record. NCBI's taxonomy places the organism in Eukaryota, Viridiplantae, Streptophyta, Magnoliopsida, Malpighiales, Euphorbiaceae. Bases 517 to 2265 code for a protein of 582 amino acids. The transcript is spliced from 6 exons. Gene Ontology annotation, molecular function: protein binding.